Toxorhynchites rutilus septentrionalis is the source of this 2552-nucleotide messenger RNA. RefSeq lists its product as uncharacterized. Bases 552 to 2018 code for a protein of 488 amino acids. The transcript is spliced from 2 exons. The record is from RefSeq and is a predicted model, not a curated record. NCBI's taxonomy places the organism in Eukaryota, Metazoa, Arthropoda, Insecta, Diptera, Culicidae. Gene Ontology annotation, biological process: regulation of translational initiation. Gene Ontology annotation, molecular function: translation activator activity.
GACGGGGGGUUUAUUGCUCCACUCGGAGAACAAAAAAAAAACUAAGCGCCAUCCAUAUAUUCGUGAGUAGCGCUACUUUUUAUAUUGACCAGGCAGCAGAAGCGGAUCUCUGAAUGUAUAAAAAAGAGAUUCAUUAGUACUCGGUAUCUCGUGGCGCAAGCAUCUUCGACAACAACGUGCGCAUGUUGUUCGUGUUUUACAUGAAUGAAACUCGUUCGUCUAGCCGCGUGACGAUCUGAGGUCUACUUCCGCAAACAUCAGAGUGCAAAGAAGAAAACAUGUAAUUACAAGUAAACAAAAUUGCAACAAUAGAAGAAACAACAAGGCGUGCGCUCGCAAACCGAUUUAGCAAGAGUGUUAACGAUUAGAGAUUGUUGUGUGACACUCAUCCCAAUCUGGCAGUGUGGUUCGUUUCAAAAUGCGUGAAUAGUUUCUAAUGAAAGAUUACUUUCGAGGGUAGCCCUGAGCAGUGUGAAGUGAUUAAAAUCGACGAACCCCGAAAACACUCAGCUGACGCGUGUCGUGUGAACCCAGCUAGCCAUCGAGCCACGAUGGAUAAUUCCACCAAAUUCACCGAACUCGAGCGACAGAUUCGCCGAAUGGAUAUAGACGCGGACACUAUCCAGGUGACCUACCACUUACGGAAAUUCGCUGAACUCUUCCUGAGCCAUAUAGUCGAUGAUCGAGCGCUGAGCGACAUAUUCACUCACCUGAACAAAUGUGCCCUGGCCGAUUCCAAGUUCGCCAUCACCAUGGCAGCCGUGUUUGCCUCGCGCCAGCUGGACGACCUCGAGAUCGGGGAGACUAAGCUACGAAACGCCAUGCUAACCAUCCUGCAGCAAAACUUUCAAGCCCUCGAGCAGCUCAAAAAUGGCGAUGUGGGGAAGUUCUAUAAUUCGGUCACACUGCUGGGAGAGUACUACAACAGGAAAAAGUUCGCGAACGGAAAGCGAAUACUGAUAUUGGGUCAAAGUUUACUGCUGCUGCUCACGACGGAGCUGGAGAAGGAGAUCAAGCGUUGCGAGGAAACCGCUGGAUACACGAUCGACUCGGAGUUCGCUAAGCUGAUCCUAUCGCAGGUUACGCUGAACGGCGAAGAGGCCAAAACGGAUCACAAACAGGAGAUAGAAGAUUUGAACUAUUCGAUACGUAAGUGUCUGAUCAAUGUUGGAGGAAUGUCAUCACGCACGAAAGCUUACUUUCUGAUGACGCUGGAUUUGUUCCACAUGAAUUUCAAUCUGGAUACGAAACUGUUGGAGAAGCUGUACGGCAAGUAUCUCUUCGGUCCCGAUGAUAACACAGCUAAAGAUGCAAAAGAGUCUGAGGUGAAGCACAAAUGUGAUAAGCGAGCGGAGAGUGUGACGGCGGACAAACCUGUCGCAAGUUCAGAUGCUAGUGCAAGUGGUUCCAAAACCGGAUCCAAGAAAAAUUUUGAUAAGACUGAUAAUGCCAGGAAACAACCUGUCAAGUCUGCUCCACCGAAGGUGGAAAAGAAGAAAGCAGUUCCGCCAGCGAGGAAAACGGAGGAGAGAAUUGUGAUUCCAUCAACAUCUGCAAUAAAAUCACCCCAGAAUCCCCCCUCUGUCAAGAAAUCCCCUCAAAACAUUACCCGAAAGAACCCGGUUUCCCCCAAAAAAGGCGGGUUACGUUCGAAACCGCCGGUCGUGCCAAAAACUUCUCCGUUACGGGCAACGCAUCCGGAGAAUAGUGGGUUGAUCACUCCGGAACGUUCUCCGCUCAAAACGCAAUCUAGUAAUCCAAACAGCAGCAACACACCCGAAAAGUCUUCCGUUCUUAAACAAAACUAUAAAAGUCCGGCGAAAAGUUCAACCAGUCCUGCCAGCAGCACAAUAAGCGCCCCUACUAACAUCAGUCUGAAAAUACCACCCACGGCGGUAGCAACACACGAGGACAACGUCGAAAAUCUCGCAUGGGACGAUCUCACUCUACAGGACGAGUCUCCGCAGAAGAUAAACCCCCACACAAAAUCGUUCCUGUCAUUUUUGGCACAGAAGUGAAAUCAAACUGAUCUCAUCAUCCCACUCAAAUCGCGUUCAAAUGUGCCCUUGAGUGCCAACGUUGUACGCAACGGUGCAUGCAUUUCCAUUUUUCUGUGUUACACAUGUUGAUUUGUGAUAUUUGCACUAUAUUUUUUAAUGCAGGGAGAUUUCUUUCCGAAUACCCAAAUUUGCGCAAGCAACUUUUUUUUUAAUUGUAAUUUUAGUAUUUUUUAUACUUCUUUUCAUGAUUUCUGUUUUAAAACCGAACGAGCCUAGUUCAAUUUAAAAUUGAAAAAAUAUGCUGCUUCAUAGUGCUCUUUUUUAUCUUCUCUCCAGACUAUCAAUACUUAACUUACUUGAAACUAUAAGAAACAAUUCGAAACUAGGUGAUAGUGUUUAGCCUUUAAGAGUAUGAUCUGUACAAUGUAAUAGAUGGCCUCGUGCAAUUUUACUUCAGCUCAACCCCUUCGAGAGAAUAGAUGCGAUGUACAACAGACAUAUCAUUAAAACAUAUGAAUCUUAGGAUAAUAAAAACCGAUGUCGAUGAUGCAA